UAAGUAUAGAUUAUACGGAGCAGUAUUAUUUAUCACUGGAAAUAUCAUCGUCAUCCGUUGCGAGCUUCAAGUUUCUUUGAAACCCUAGCCGUAAACUUCACCCCCCAUACUAAACCCUAAAUCUCGCCCCGUCGAUUUUUCGUUAUGGCUAAAAAGCGAAAAUCCGCCUCAGUUGCCGUCGCCGAGACUCCUCAGGAGCCGGAACCCGUUCAGACCGAUCAGGAGCCUGAGUAUCCCCAGCCGGAAGAACCCCAGCAGGUCCCGGAGGAAGACCAAGGUGUCGGGGACGAAGCAGUCGGCGACGGCGGAGAGGAAGAGGAGGAAGAAGAAGAUGAACAAGAAGAAGAGGAAGACGAUGAAGACCCGGACAACGUAGACGAGCAAACCGACGCCGUUCAGGGCGACACCGUGAAAAACGAUCAACAAGUUGAAUCCGCUGUUAAUCCGCCCCCGACCUCGGUCCCAGCAAACGGCAGCGAGGACGAAGGAGAUGACGAGGAGGAGCCGCUGGAGAAAAUUCUGGAACCCUUCUCCAAGGACCAAUUAACGCUCCUGGUCAAAGAGGCGGUCGCAAAACAUCCCGACCUAGUUGAGAUCGUUCAUAAUUUGGCGGACUCCGACCCCUCACACCGUAAGAUUUUCGUCCACGGGCUUGGCUGGGAGGCCAGUGACGAGUCCAUCACCACCUCGUUUAGCAAGUAUGGUGAAGUCCAGGACUGCAAGGUUGUCAAAGACAAGAUCUCUGGGAAAUCCAAGGGCUACGCUUUCAUUCUGUUCAAGCACCGCAAGGGGGCCCGGAAGGCCCUGAAGGAGCCGCAAAAGCUGAUCGAGGGCCGGAUGGCGUCGUGCCAGCUGGCCUCUGCGGGGCCCGUCAAAGCUCCCACAGCACCAAUGGCUGCUGCUGUCCCGGCCCCAUAUGAAUCAGAGUAUACGAGGAGGAAGAUAUACGUGAGCAAUGUGUCCCCCGAGAUCGACCCGAAUAAGCUCUCGGAAUUCUUCUCCACAUUUGGUGAGAUUGAAGAAGGCCCGCUGGGCCUGGACAAGCAGACUGGGAAACCAAGAGGGUUCUGUCUGUUUGUGUACAAGUCUCUUGAGAGCGCAAAGAAGGCCCUUGAAGAGCCUCAAAAGACUUUCCAAGGCCACACCCUACACUGCCAGAAGGCUGUGGAUGGGCCCAAGCACGCCAAGGGCUUUUUCAGCCCCCAGCAGAGCCAGACGCCACGUCAGCACCAAGGGAACUACCGUCACACAGCCAAGAAGGGAAGGUAUUCUUCUGCGGGUGGGCACUUGAUGGCACCCAACACAGGCCAGGUGGGUUAUAAUCCGGCGGUGGCACCUGCGGCUAUAGGGCAGGCCGUGGCAGCUUUGUUGGCCACUCAGGGGGCCGGAUUAGGUAUUGGGAAUUUGCUGGGAGGAAUUGGUGCUGGUGGAAAUCUGCAGGGAGGGCCACCGAUUAUGAAUAACACGGGUUAUGGUGGUCAAGGUGGUGGGGGCUAUGUGGGCAAGCAGGGGAUGCAAGGAGGUUAUGGGGUUCGUCCACAUCAGGGUGGUGCGCCUUACAUGGGUCCAGGUGGUCACUAGGGCAAUGACGCACUAUGGAUGCUAUUGCAUAUAUAUGGUGUGGUAUCAUGCAAUAUUAUAAAGGCAAGCCACUGAUUCUUCAAAAAAUGCCACAAACUUUUAAGUUUUGGACUCUGGUGAUUCUUCUGAAGUUCGAGCAUUCAUGCAAAUGACGCCUUCGUUGCACUAAAAUGUUUACCAUUUGCUUAAAGACUAGAAUAUAAAAUAUGUAUUUCAUUUUUAUCAAAUACUUUUAUUCGAGUAUUCCCUAGUCAAAUUUCUGAUAUUUCAUUUGAGUAGAAACUUUUUCAAGCACUAAUAACCAUGAUAACAAUCCUGCAUGUGUUUCUUCUAGACCAAAAAGGUUGCUAAUCAUUUGUGUUUCUGUACUUUGCAUUAUGUUUUUGUUAUAUCGGUAUUAUAAAAAAAC
Messenger RNA from Striga asiatica, 1990 nucleotides. The record is from the annotation of a GenBank genome assembly. NCBI's taxonomy places the organism in Eukaryota, Viridiplantae, Streptophyta, Magnoliopsida, Lamiales, Orobanchaceae.